Molecule: messenger RNA, 3557 nt
Organism: Xiphophorus couchianus (Monterrey platyfish)
Lineage: Eukaryota; Metazoa; Chordata; Actinopteri; Cyprinodontiformes; Poeciliidae
Gene: tnfrsf13b
Product: TNF receptor superfamily member 13B
Exons: 5
Coding region: 193-942 (249 amino acids)
Biological process (GO): hematopoietic progenitor cell differentiation; B cell homeostasis; negative regulation of B cell proliferation
Cellular component (GO): plasma membrane
Source: RefSeq, a predicted model, not a curated record
GUGUGUGAGUGUUAAGGGUGAUGGUGAGGGUGGGGAUCCUCCUAACACACAGAGGGGGAAGUCCCGCACCAAACAGCGACAUCAUAUCCAAAUUAGCUUCCAUGCAGAAAAACAGGACCGUUUCUCUCACACAGUUGUCUUCAAAAACAGAUUCUCCCUUCGUCUCACAGGAGUGAGGGCCUCUGGGGGGCGAUGGGUAAAAGAUGCAAAGAGGGUGAGCAGCUAGAUGCCUUGACCAGAUCAUGUGUCCCCUGUCGCAUAUUAUGUCAGCAACUGCCUGCAUCCCCCAGUUGUGCCGUUUACUGUGAGCCUGCACUCUGCAGGGCUAAGCCCGGCCACUACUACGACAGGCUGGUGAGGAGAUGUAUGAAGUGUGCAGACAUUUGUGGUAAACAUCCAGCAGAGUGCUCCCCACACUGCCCGACUCAGUCACCUCUGACGGCAACCAAAAGACUCCCUUCUGAAGUUAGCAAGCAGGCAGUGAACACCAAGCCACCACUAGGACCUUUGGACCCUGCCAUCCAAUUGUAUGCCCUCCUAGGUUUAUGCACAAUACUGCUGCUUUCCAGCCUGUGUCUCGCCUUGGUUGUGUUUCUGAGGAGAGGAAAGGCCAAAAGCUCAAACACCAAACCCACAAGUACCAAAAACCAGAAGCAGACGAGUGCUGUUCAGCCAGGACAGGAGUCUGGCUUUCCAGAGAGUCAGACCGAAAGAAGCCUCAAAGAUUGUCCGUCCAGUUCAACUUAUUCCCCCUGCCGUGAGUCAUCAGAGGACUCCUACCCAACGGAGACCUGCGUGUGUGUCCACUGUUUCCCUGACCUGAGGGAGCUCAGCCAGGACAGCAACAGAAGGCAGAGGCCAUCCUAUUCAUUCUACCAGCAGGGCAUCCUUCAUACAGCCCACGUCCAAAACGGGGGUUCCCUGUGGACGGGGGCAGCCUGAGCGCCUCAGGUCCAAAAGCACAGCAGGAGGCAGCAGUGGGAUGAGGUCCGUCUGCAAAACUACAGCUGGAGGAUUUCUACUUGGGAUACUGGAGGUUGCUAGUUAAUGCACAGUUGACUGAUAAGGGAGUGCUCAGCGGUAAAAGGCAGAACUUUGUGGUGACCUGCAAUAUUUUAGGCCCAACAAGCAACCAUGAUACUUUGUUCAAACUAAGAUCUAACUAGGACUAUGGCAGACACAUAAAACAAACUUUAAAGGUUUUGAGGUUUUACCUCAUGUUUCUCAAAGCGUAACAUCUGCUCUGACAUUUUUCUGUAUAGUUUUUUCAUGACGGCACUUAAAAUACAGUCGGGGAGCAACAGGGCAACUCUGGUUACACCGGCUUGCAAGGACAUAAAAUAUCACAUUUUGUCACGCUACAAACACAGACUUGGUGGAUUUUAUUAAGAUUUUUGUGGCAAACCAACAAAAACGAGUAAUUAGUGAAGCGAGCGUAAUAUUUGCCUAAAUGCAAUAAAGUGGACCCCCCGCCCAUUUUGACAUUUAGUAUUCACAGAGUCACCUUUUUUAGGACAUAACUCCAAAUUUGUGAAAGAUUUGCUGAUUUUUUCCCCUGGAGCAUGUCUUAAAUAUUCAAAAUAAAAAAGAUUUUGGGAAGCUGAAAUACUUUGACAAUGCUACUUGACAUGCAAACUAGCCAAUCCAGAAGCACCAUUAAUUUUACUUGCCACUGACUGGAAGCCUCCCCCAACCCCUCCAAGAAUAAAGAUAAGGAAGACAGUAGAUGCUAGCAUCUGGGAUAAUGCUAAGAUAUAAUAAUGUAUAUGAAGGUAUAUUCAAUUUUUAGACCAUUGAAAUAGGCAAUUAUAAAUGUUUUUGAUGGAGAGUCUGAAGUAUUCACAGAUUUUAAGUAUUCGCAGGUGGUUUUAAGUCCUCUCCCAAUACCACAGGUCAACUGUACCCAACGUUUGGCAGCAUUUUUUCCCUCAAAAUCCCAAUAAAUCAUGCUAAAGUUAUUGUUUUAACAAGACAAAUUGUGAGAAUAUUGCUUCUGUAAAGAUUUGCUUGAUGUCAUUCAGUUUGUUUUCAACGGUUCAACUCUAUGUAAAGUGCUUUGCUACGUUUUCGUAGGCAUUUGCUUGUCUGUCUGAGAAAACGAAACAUGACAAAUAAAGAGAAUCCCACUGAGUGGUAAAACGAGCAGAAAUAGUUGACUACUACGAACAGGUGUAAAGGUCAAAGGUUCCCGCAGUCAUUUCUAAAAAGAUUGGGUAGAGAUUGUCUCAAAGCUGAAUACCUACAGCUUUUACAGCCGUCUUGGGAAAAACCAGUUUAGUGUUGAGAAUUCUGAGUCACUACAGAAGCUGAUCAGUGGUUGAGUGAUAACUCGACCUGAAACACAAACUCUUGACUGGUUUUUAUUAUUAAACAUAAAAUCACAAGGUUUCAGUAUGAGGGCAUCAGCCUUUCUGAAGUGGGAACACAAGGAAGGAACAUUGUAGAGGAUAUAACAGUGUAAACAAACCUCAUAAAAAUGUUUUUCAAUCCAAUUUUAAUCAUUCAAUUGGGUGUUUUAGUUUCAGUUUCUGGCUCAGCAUUUCCAAAAGGAAUGUUUUUAUAUGCAUGUCCACUUGGCUUUGACCCUGUCUGACCCUAUAAAACAAACCUCCUCACACCCACCGUCUGCUUUGGCGUGUGAAGGUGUUGGGCCUGUUAUUAACAACAGAUCAUGAUUUCAACCACUUUAACAAGUCCAAAUGUGUGUAUGCGAUAAUGUGACACACGCACAAACGUAAAUGCCCGCAUAUAUACUAAAUAAUAAAGACAGGAAAGCAAAGCCUACCCGUGUGAGGGGGAGGACGCUGGUUCCCAGACUCAGGUGGUUUACCUGAUACUUCCAGAGGAGGAUGAGAAGCUACAACAUUUGCUUCAUUUCUACUCUUUGUGACAAACGUUUUGACUUGAUUUAACUGUUCAACUCUCCCAGUCUAGCGUAACACUGAGGAAGACUGCGGAAGAUGUCACGGUCUGUCAAUGGAGACUGAUGGGGUGUCCCCGUCAGCGGUUCAGUUCCCGAAAAAAACACAAAAAAUAAAAAUAAAAUAAAAUAAACACUGGUAAACUCGCACACAGACCGCGCGCACACACACAGUUUAAAAAGCUCAGGUGGGGUCAGUGCGACCCUCUCGGAGCUGCUGCGGUUAUUCAUUCAUUUUUAGCUAAUUUCACGCGGCACAGUCACAUUUAGCUAGCAGAAAGAGCGUCACGCCGCCAAAUAAACAAACGUAAACUGACCAAUAGCAUUCAGGUUUAGAAUGUACGUGCCCACGCCGACGCACAAAGAUGUAGGCCACGUCAGUGGCGUAUCUAGGCCUGUUUUAGGGUGCUCUAGUACCCCUAAAACUGUAUCUCAGCACUCCUGAAUCAGGUUGCCAUCCUUCCCGUAAAGUACGGAGACGUCCCAUUUUUGACCUUUAAAUGUGCGUCCCGUAUUGAACCGAUACAUAACUGUCCGAUAGAAACGCCUGUCAUACACACAUCAACACUAAGUUUAACAAUAAUGACCAACAUAAAACACAGGAAAUAUUAAGGUCAGCUAAAUUGUCGUGGUGGGA